Messenger RNA from Brassica oleracea var. oleracea, 1571 nucleotides. Its product is annotated as UDP-D-xylose:L-fucose alpha-1,3-D-xylosyltransferase 3-like. The transcript is spliced from 5 exons. The record is from RefSeq and is a predicted model, not a curated record. Gene Ontology annotation, molecular function: glycosyltransferase activity. Bases 124 to 1257 code for a protein of 377 amino acids. NCBI's taxonomy places the organism in Eukaryota, Viridiplantae, Streptophyta, Magnoliopsida, Brassicales, Brassicaceae. Gene Ontology annotation, cellular component: Golgi apparatus.
ACACGUUGUCAUUCCUGGACCGUGAUCGCUGACUUUUUUGUUUCUUAUAUUUUCCAAUUUUCAAAUCCGAUCCCAACUCCUGAAAAUUUUCUCACCAGUUUUGUUUCAUCUCCGGUUACAACAAUGGCGCAGCCGCAACAACGCCCUAUCGCAAACCGUCCCAUUUCAUUUCUAAACCGCAACGGUCUCUUCCUCCUCCUUUUAGCUCUCUUGGUAUUCCUCGGCGUAUACUUACCUUUAUCAGAGUCUCCGUUAUUCAUGUUUCAGAACAGAACCUCUUCUUCUUCGUCUCCUUCUUUUGUGGUCUCUGACUGGCGCGACUAUUCUCUUGCCCAAGCAGCCAAGUUUGUGGCCAAGAACGGGACAGUGAUCGUUUGUGCAGUUAGUUAUCCUUUCUUGCCUUUUCUUAAUAACUGGUUGAUUAGCAUUUCUAGACAGAAGCAUCAUGAAAAAGUUCUAGUGAUCGCUGAAGAUUACGCUCUUCUGUACAAAGUCAACGAGAAGUGGCCUGGUCAUGCCGUUCUCAUUCCUCCAGCAUUGGAUCCAAAAGCCGCACAUCAUUUUGGUUCCCAGGGUUUCUACAACCUUACUUCUCGGAGACCACAACAUCUCUUGGACAUUUUGGAGCUAGGUUACAAUGUUAUGUACAAUGAUGUUGAUAUGGUCUGGCUACAAGAUCCAUUUAAAUAUUUACAGGGAGGCCACGACGUAUACUUCAUGGAUGACAUGACAACGAUUAAGCCUUUAAAUCACUCUCAUGGUUUACCACCGAGCCGGAACGGAGUGACUUAUGUAUGUAGCUGCAUGAUUUUCUUGCGUUGCACUAGUGGUGCAAAGCUUCUAUUGAAGAAAUGGGUUGAAGAAAUUCGAGCUCAGCCUUGGUCUAACACCGAAGCAAAGAAACCACAUGAUCAACCUGCUUUUAAUAGGGCACUUCACAAAACAACUCAUCAGGUAGAUGUCUACUUGCUUCCACAAUCAGCUUUCCCGUCAGGAGGAUUGUACUUUAAGAACAAGAAAUGGGUUAAUGAGACAAAUGGGAAACAUGUGAUAGUUCACAAUAACUACAUUGUCGGCUACAACCAAAAGUUGAAACGCUUCCAAGAUUUUGGUCUAUGGCUAGUCGAUGAUUUUUCUCAUGAGUCACCACUGGGAAAAUUAGAGUUUGUCCAGGAGCAGAAUACUGAAGAGAAGAAACAGAAGGGAAGAGGGAGAAAACAAACAGAAAAUAGGGGUCAAAAACAGAACAUCCUCUAGAGGAUGUCUUAUAUACAACAAACUAGGAGAAGUACGUGCUACGCGCGGGAUUUGAUGGAUCAAUUUUUAUAAAAAAUUAAUUUUGUGUACGUUUUCUUUUAUGUUUAGUUGGGUGUGAAUAUGAUUAUGUUGUCUACCCCAUAACUAAAAAUGAUCGAAUUCGUAGUAUUGUUGCUAUUUUAAUCCCCAAUUGUAAAGCUUUUAUAGUGUUUUAAGUUUUAUAACACUAUAAAAUACAUAAAUCAAUUGGAUUCGAUCAAAAGAGAAUAGGAUCGAGUUUUCUAAUACCAUUGUAUCUUCAUUUUUGUGAGAGU